CCACGUAGCAAGUGACUCUCGCGCGCUUGCACGCUGCACAGUACUGGUUCGGCUGGUCCUCGGUGUUUCGCGGCUACAUAUACUUUGACGGGAUAAAGGUUGAGGGGCUCUUUUGGGAAAAAUCGGCCGAUCAGCCGAGGGUUUAUUUUAUCCGCGGAUACCGUACGACAGGGGGUUCUUGGUGCAAUUGUGGCUUUAUUGGUUUGAAUUAAAAACAAAAAAAAAAAAAAAACAAACAAACACAACAAAUAAUAAUCAAAACAAAAUGAGCAUUGUCAAAAUGGACGAGUGUGGCAGAAAACAACAGCAACAAGUGGCGGAGAAAAAUCGGCAGAUGUUUAUGAGUAGGGGGAUGCCGAUUUUUUCCCACCAAGUGCCGAACAAGUCGAUUGAUCUGACGGAUCUGAUCGAGAAACUGCACGAGGCCUUCGACACCGACGACGUUGACAUUGAUUAUGUGCAGGAGCUCAUGUCUGCCUACAGGAGCAAUCCACAGGACUGGAAGAAGUACGCCAAGUUCGAUCGUUACAGGUACACAAGGAACUUGGUAGACGAGGGUAACGGCAGAUUCAACUUGAUAGUGCUGUGCUGGGGCGAGGGUCACGGCUCGGCCAUUCAUGACCACGCGGACGCCCAUUGUGUCAUGAAAAUCCUCCAAGGCGAGCUCUGCGAGACUAAAUAUCAAUGGCCAAAAAAGUAUGUGGACGAUCAAGGCAACGAGUGCACGGAAGAGCUCAAAGAGAUCGACAGACGCAUUUAUAGUUUGAACGAAGUCACCUACAUAAACGAUUCCAUUGGGCUGCAUCGCGUGGAAAAUUUGAGUACCGUCAAUACAGCGGUGUCCCUUCACCUGUACUCGCCACCUUUUUCAAUGUGUUCAGUCUUCAACAAACAAACCGGCCAAAGAUCCAAGAGCCAAGUUACCUUUUGGUCGAAAUACGGAGAACGCCGUAAUAGGGAGAUUCAAGACGCCAGGGAUCCCGAAGACAAUUAAAAAGCUCCAGACUUAUUGUUGUUUAUUCUUUUUUUUUUAUUCAUUCAACGCUAAAACAUUCGAUUUGAGUUUCUGUUCAACACAGCAAAUUGUAAGCAAACAACUUUUGUUCGCAUUGAAGGAAAGAAAAAGAAACACUUUGUACGAAUAACGAUUCAAUGAGCGUUAAAAAAUCACAAGAAAUAUUUUAUUAUUUAAAUAAUUUUGUCUUUACAACAGCAUCUAUGAGUCAGUGUUUUUGUAUGAAAUCGACUUCCUCAAUGAAUUGUAUAAGUAGCUCUUGCUUGAACAUGUUUUUAGUUACAGAUUGAAUUUACGAAUCGUUAAAUUUCCAUCUGGCGAAAUAUUCCCCUUUUAUGGACAAAAAAAAACUAAACGUAAGAUAAACGAAAAAAAAAAAAUUAUUA
Messenger RNA from Copidosoma floridanum, 1401 nucleotides. RefSeq names its product cysteine dioxygenase type 1. Gene Ontology annotation, biological process: L-cysteine catabolic process. The record is from RefSeq and is a predicted model, not a curated record. NCBI's taxonomy places the organism in Eukaryota, Metazoa, Arthropoda, Insecta, Hymenoptera, Encyrtidae. Gene Ontology annotation, molecular function: cysteine dioxygenase activity; ferrous iron binding.